Messenger RNA from Phascolarctos cinereus (koala), 1955 nucleotides. Its product is annotated as histone H1.5-like. The record is from RefSeq and is a predicted model, not a curated record. Gene Ontology annotation, cellular component: nucleosome; nucleus. NCBI's taxonomy places the organism in Eukaryota, Metazoa, Chordata, Mammalia, Diprotodontia, Phascolarctidae. Gene Ontology annotation, biological process: chromosome condensation; negative regulation of DNA recombination; nucleosome assembly. Gene Ontology annotation, molecular function: nucleosomal DNA binding; structural constituent of chromatin; double-stranded DNA binding.
UUGAAUUUGGACUUUUUUUGAUGUAUAACAAACACAAUUUAGAAGCCAGAACAGAGACUACUGGGAGCACAUGGUGUGCUAAGCAACGCACCAAUCACAGCGCAGCCCUGCCCUAUAUAUACCCCCUUGGUCGAGGCCGUUCUUUUGUAGUUCGGCAAAGUUUAGUUUGUCGUUUGUGCUUUUCUCACGUUGUCUGACAUGUCUGAAAUACUGCCUGCUGCUUCUGCUGAGCCUAGCGCCACUACGGCCACUGCGCCAGUUCCAGCGCAUGUGGAGAAGGCCCAGGCGAAGAAGACCAAGACAGGAAGUCGCCCUAAGGCUGUGGGUCCUCCUGUAUCAGAGCUUAUAACUAACGCCGUGGCCGCAUCCACUGAGCGUAAUGGGGUGUCUCUCGCGGCUCUAAAGAAGGUCUUGGCUGCCGGCGGCUAUGAUGUGGAGAAGAACAACAGCCGGAUCAAGCUAGGCUUGAGGAGUCUGGUAAGCAAAGGUACCUUGGUACAGACCAAAGGUACUGGGGCUUCAGGCUCUUUCAGGCUCAACAAAAAAGCGUCUCCAGGCGAAACCAAGAACAAAGCCAAAAAGUCACCUUCGGUUAAGGAUAAGAAGCCUGCUGCCAAGAAGCCUAAGAAAUCUGGCUCGUUAACAGCUAAGAGCGUGAAGACUCCAAAAAAGGCAAAGAAACCAGCAGCGGUGGGAGGCAAGAAAACGGCCAAGAAUCCUAAGACUAAAGCCGCCAAGCCUAAGAAAGUGGUCAAGAGUCCAGCCAAGGCCGUGAAACCCAAGGCUAAGGUUGCCAAGUCAAAAGCUGUCAAACCCAAGAAGGUGUUGCCCAAGAAGAAGUAAAUUAGCUGCCGAAUUCUCUCAAGUAAACGCCCCAAAGGCUCUUUUAAGAGCCACUCUAAGAAUCUUAUGGAGAGCUGCAGGAAACUUGUCCAUGGUAAUAAUAUAUUUGUUGAGCACCUUUGUGUUGUAUUGCCUGGUUGCUUUUGGAGUAACCAAAAUUUAGUAUUAUCUUGGCACUUUGCGCCAUCUCUGAGUUAAGAGAUUUUGUGGUUUUUAAUUUUAUUACAUUUGAUAUUUGAGUCUUUAACCACUACUGGGGUCAAUUUUUUGUUGAGUGUUAGGUACUGGUAAUUAGAAGCAAAUUAGAUUGGAAGUGCUUAAAAUAGAGAGAACUCGAGUUAGUUUUUUGCCUUUGACUUGGAUCUUUGACUUAGAUCUGACAAAAUUGGAUUCUCCCACUGUAAUAACUUGUAACUCUGCAGCUGGAACUUUUGAGCUAUUAGGAAUUUUUUCUAAUGCAAUAUUGGGAAGAUUGCAGACUGCUGGAGCAAGUUUUGACGAUGACAUGGUACCUCUAGGAUUUAAGGAACUUGGAACUGAUAAUUCCUGUAAAAGAAGCCGAAGGAUGAUAGUCACCAGUAGAAAUACCGGGAAUCAACUUUAUUUUACGUUUGAAGAGCCCAGGGUUGGUAUGUGUUAAUUUUCCUAGGUUACUAGGUCAAGAGAAUUCAAAUUAACUAAGAAAUGGGAAAAGUUUGUGGGAGUUUUGGAAUGGCAUCAACACCUGGUAGAAUCGUAGAGCUAUAACUGGAAGAGUAUUUUGCUGCGAUCUAGUAGUUCGAUUCCAUUUUACAUGUUGAGAAACAAUCACAGAUUCAGAUGAAUUUUUUGCGAAGCUAAAUAUAGGGGAAACCAAGAUGGAGUUCAUUUUGAUGCUCUUUAGCCAGUACCAUUUUUUCCUUAAAUUCCUGUCUCAUUUUUUGUCUUUUUCUUUUUUGUAGAGCGCUUAGUUGUAGGUACUCUUUAUAUGUGUGGGUGGAUUCCCAUAUAUCUUACAUAUUGGUAAUUAUUUGGAGUGGAAUUUUUCUGUCUUGGUUUUUUUUUGGGUAAUUUGAAGAAAGUAUGUUUUUUAUGAGUUUAUUUUAUAUCUUGCUGCUUGACUGAAGAUAUUG